Messenger RNA from Lactuca virosa, 654 nucleotides. The record is from the annotation of a GenBank genome assembly. NCBI's taxonomy places the organism in Eukaryota, Viridiplantae, Streptophyta, Magnoliopsida, Asterales, Asteraceae.
AUGGUAGUGAUACGUGCACCUUCACUGGAGUUAGCAGGUGUCGAUUUGUCUCCUGCUGACAUUCCUGGACAUCUUCCAGCCGGCCAUUGGACACUGGGGCUAGUCCAACGCGGGCUGAAAAAAGGAUGGAGUGGCCAGGGUGGCCAGUUGUGUCGAAAAGAGAUGGAUUUUCUUGAUGUGUUUGCUAAAAAGUGGGCAGGGAGUCUUUGGUAUCGAGAAGUGGAUAUUGUAGACAAAGUUUUGCCUUCCUUUCCCUUUUGUAAUGAAGCUUUUAUUGCUCGAGUCAUGGUUAUACAGGAGGUUGAACGAUGUCAGGCAGUUGUGCAGUCUUUUCGGUCUGCUUAUAUCGAUCCACGCAAGGCGGCUUGGCAGAGUGUGAGAAAUGAUGAUACUAAGGGGUUUGCCCUUGUGCAGCAUUUGCAUCCGCAUCGGCUUGCUAGUGAUGGUGUUAGAGUGGUGACUGUCCAGAAUGAGGUGAUUGAUAUUUCUGAUGAUGUGAAUGUAGAAAAGAACGUUGUGUCCGAUGUGAAUAUGUUUAUUAUGAUGCUCCUUCUGUUGUGUUUCCUAACGUUUCUCGUCAUGAAAAUGUUGUUGGUGGGGGUGGUGUUGGAGGUGCGCAAUUUAUUGGGUUUGGUCAAGUUGGUUAUGGGUUGA